AUGAGGUUUUCUUUAGCAUUAAAGGAAAAUAAUAUUUCCAUUAAUCUAGGUACCUUAAGAAAAUAUGGAUUAAAAAUAUUUGAUUAGUUCAAAAUAUCAAAAAACAGUAGAGAAAAUGGAAUAUAUAUAAAAUUGCCUGAGACUGAUGAAAAGUUAUUAUCAAAAGGUCAAUAUAGUAGAAACUAUUUUUUAAUAUUAAAGGGUAACAUUCAUCAAGGAAAAACUCAACAGAAAACAAUGAAAUAGUAGAUAAUGAUUAAUUUAUGUUAUCUCAUCAUUAAAAUAAAAAAAAAGUUGAAUUUUAACAAAAUGUUUUAGUCUAUGGUUACAUAAAUUAAACUUAUAAGAAAAGAAAUAAAGAUGGUUCAUAAAACCAUUGUUUAGAAGAUAAAGACAAAAAAUUUAAGUGAUGAUCUUCGAUUAUUUCUGACAACUUUAAAUAUAAUGGAAAAUCUUAAUUGA
This is a messenger RNA of Paramecium pentaurelia, 462 nucleotides long. The record is from the annotation of a GenBank genome assembly. Lineage: Eukaryota; Ciliophora; Oligohymenophorea; Peniculida; Parameciidae.